Messenger RNA from Harpia harpyja (harpy eagle), 5769 nucleotides. RefSeq names its product cilia and flagella associated protein 57 (gene CFAP57). The transcript has 22 exons. Bases 26 to 3745 code for a protein of 1239 amino acids. Lineage: Eukaryota; Metazoa; Chordata; Aves; Accipitriformes; Accipitridae. Gene Ontology annotation, molecular function: protein binding. The record is from RefSeq and is a predicted model, not a curated record.
UUGCCACGACGACGGCGGCAGCAGCAUGGCGGCGGUGGCGGCGCAGCCCGUGGCCGUCUUCGGCUGCCGGCCGCGGGUGGCCGGCGGCGUCUGCUUCUUGGAGGACCAGGUCGUGCUGCACGCGGCGGGGGCGGGCUGCCUCCAGCUCCACCUCGAGCAGAAAUGGCACAAGUUCAUCCCAGGCACAGAGAAGAGCCGGGGCGUGCAGGCGCUGGCCGUCAGCCCCAACCGGCGGUACCUGGCCGUCUCAGAGACGGUGGCGGAGCAGCCGGUCCUGACGGUCUACGAGCUGUCGUCGGUGCCGGCGCGGCGGCGGAGGACGCUGGCCGCCGCCGAGCUGCCGGCGCGGGAGGCGGUGUCCCUGGCCUUCUCCCCCGACUGCCGGUACCUGGCGGCCGCCGCGGCCCCCCCCGAGGGGCACCUCACCUACUGGCUGUGGGAGAAGCAGCGGCUGAUGGCGGCGGUCCGCCUCGAGGCCCCGGGCAGUGGCGUCUGCCAGGUGAGCUUUAGUCCUCAAGACAAUGCACAGGUUUGUAUCACUGGAAAUGGCUUUUUUAAACUUUUUAAGUACAGUGAAGGAACUUUGAAGCAGAUGAAUUUACAGAAGGGAGAGCCACAAAACUACUUGUGCCAUGCCUGGCUAUCCGAGGAGGAAGUUAUAUGUGGCACUGAGGCAGGCAAGCUUAUCUUGUUUGAAACUGGAGAGCUGCACUGGGAGACAAGUGUAGAGUACAAAAAAUCACCCAGGGAACUAGAAGAAGAUGCAACAACAGAAGAAUAUGAGAGUUCUUCCGAUGUCCCUUGUGGACUGGCAUCUGAAGAUAAUGGUUCACAACAGGAUUCUUUGCCUCAAAUAUCUGCAGUUGUAGCUUAUUCCAAAGGCUUUGCAUGUUCAUCUAGCCCAGGAGUUGUUCUUCUGUUUGAAAAGACCAAGGAAAAGGAAGUCUACAAGGAGAGUCAAGAAAUCUGGCUUCCUCAGGACCUGUUCAGAAGUGAGCCAAAAACGUCAGGCAGACAGGACAUUAUAUGUAUAUGCUUCAGCCCCUCUGAGGAAACGAUGGUCGUUAACACAAAUAAAAAUCAGCUUUACAUGUUUACUAUGCUCUCCACCAAUCUUAUGAAGGAGAAGGCAGCUUAUUUUUCGUAUCUGAAUUUCCCAUUGCAUUCUGCUUCAGUCACUGGUCUGGACAUCUGUAUGUGGAAACCCAUUCUUGCUACCUGUUCCCUCGAUAGAUCUGUCCGCAUCUGGAAUUACGAGACGAACACUUUGGAGCUGUAUAAGGAAUAUCGGGAGGAAGCAUACACAGUAUCACUUCAUCCCACUGGCCUUUUCUGUUUGGUUGGGUUUUCUGACAAACUACGAUUUAUAAGUCUACUGUAUGAGGACAUGCGUGUUUUCAAGGAGUUUGCUGUGAGAAAGUGUAGAGAGUGCUCAUUCAGUAAUGGAGGCCAUCUUUUUGCUGCAGUUAAUGGAAAUGUGAUUCAAAUUUAUUCCAGCAUCACCUUUGAGAAUAUUAAUAAUCUGAAAGGACAUAGCGGGAAGAUACAUGCAGUUAAGUGGAGCGUAGAUGAUGCUAAAUUUGUCUCCUGUGACACACAUGGUGCUGUGUAUGAGUGGAACUUGUUGACAGGUAAAAGGGAGUCAGAGUGUGUGCUCAAGUCCUGCAUCUACAGCAGCAUUGCCCUGUCUUCUGAUGCCAAAAUCAUCUUUGCUGUUGGAUCUGACCAAACUCUUAAAGAAAUUUCGGAGUCUUCGAUCCAACAUGAAGUGCCUGCUUUUGAUGUUGUUUAUACUGCAGUAGUUGUUUCAUAUUCCGGGCACAUGGUAUUUGUUGGUACAUCUCUGGGGACAAUUCGAGCUAUGAAGUACCCGUUACCUUUGACAAGGGAUUUCAACGAGUAUCGGGCCCAUGCAGGUGCUGUUACAAAGAUGUCCAUAACAAACAAUGACCUAUUUCUGCUGACUGCCUCAGAGGAUGGCUCUAUAUUUAUCUGGAAAGUGUAUGAUAAAGGAGGUGGGAUACUGAAAUGGGUAAAGGAAGUUGAGUAUGCUGAGGAAGUACUGAUCAUGAGAUCAGAUAUCGAAGAGAAGAGUCAGGCAAUGCUAGACCUGCAGAUUUGUGUGAAAGAGCUACAGACAGAAAAUUAUUACCAGCUACAUCUCAAGGACAUGUAUUGUAAUGAAAAAAUAAAGGAAUUAGAAGAGAAUUUCACUCAGGAAAUAAGCUCCCUUAAAACCAAACACCAGAUUUUACAGGCAGAGAAAGAAAAACAGGAGCUACAACACCAGUUUCAACUGUCUGAGCUGAUGAAUAAACAGGCCAGGGAGGUGCAACAGUUAGAAUCUGACAGUAAUCAGAAACUCUUAAUGGAGAAUGAGAAAUACCAGGAGCUGCAAGUGAAAUCCCAGAGGAUGCAGGAGGAAUAUGAGAAACAAUUGCACAAUUUGGAGGAAAGCAAAAACAAGGCCAUGAAGGAGCUAACAGAAUAUUAUGAGGAAAAACUUAAUGAGAAAUCUGUUCUGCUGGAAGAGGCAGAGGAGGAUAUGAAGCAGCAGCUUCAAGCACAUGAAGAAAUUAAGAAACAAAUAGAAGAAGACGAAGAUCAAGAAAUCCUGGAAAUCAAAAUCAAGUAUGAGAGACAGCUCUUGGAAGAAAGGGAAUCAAACCUGCAACUGAAAGGAGAAAUAGGAGUCAUGAAUAAAAGGUUGAACAGCCUACAGAAAGAGCUCAAGGAACGAAACAGGGACACUGAGGAAAUGAGACUAGAACAGCAGAAGCUGCAAGGCAUCAUUAGGUCACUGGAGAAGGACAUCUUGGCACUGAAGACAGAGGUUCAAGAGAGAGCUGACACUAUCCAAGACAAGGAGAAGCAUAUAUAUGACCUAAAAAAGAAAAAUCAGGAACUGGAGAAGUUCAAGUUUGUACUGGAUUACAGAAUAGAGGAGUUCAAGAAGCAAAUAGAGUCACGUGAAAAUGAUAUUAAAACAACGAAGGAGCAGAUCCAUGAGAUGGAGGGGGAGCUGGCACGGUUCCACAGUGAGAGCACACAGUUGAAGCUGAAUAUCACACAACUGCAGCAGAAACUAAAGGCAACUGAUCGCGAGAUGCACAGAGAGAGGCAGAAGAAGCAAAAUAUGGAAACUCUCAUCAAACGAUUUAAAACAGAUCUUCAUAAUUGUGUGGGCUUCAUUCAGGAUUCCAGAAAAAUGAAGGAUGGGAUCCGUGAGCUCUACACCAAGUAUGUGCAGCAAUCAGACUCGGUGGAGACUGAAGCAGCAGACACAGAUUUGCAGCAGGAGUACAUGAGACAGCGAGAGUAUCUUGAGAGGAAUUUGGCAGCUUUCAAAAAGAAGGUGGUGAAGGAUCAGGAAAUGCACCAAACUGCUUACAUGCGCAUCAUGCAGGAAAAUGUGAGUCUGAUUAAGGAAAUCAAUGACUUGCGGCAAGAACUGAAGGUGGCCCACACCCAGGUACAUGACCUCCAGUCAACACUAAGAUUAACCAAGAAAAAACAAGCAAUUCAAGACCCAGCUUCCUCCACUGAACUGCUGUCCAGCCCAGCUGUCCUGAGGUUGAAUGCAGAGAAGGAAAGUGAGAAAAUCAUAGAAAUGCAGCAGCUAGAAAUUCAAUACCUGCGAGACCAAGUCCAGGAGAAGGGGCAAGUCCUUGCAGUUCAGCCUCUCUUAGUUGGAAAUCUUCCUAAGCUGAAUCUGGAAAGAAGUCACAAGACACAGCAACAGUGACCUGGUUCAAGGAUGCCUUACAUUACUACAUUCUCCUGGCAAGAUCAGAAAUGCAACAGCAUGGAUUAGACUUCCAUGAUCCUAUACUCUUCCACUAGAAGCACUUGUGCAGCACUCACUGCUCCGAACACAAGGCAGCAACUUUCACUUCCUUCUACUUUCCUGGAAUCUGCCCUUUCCAUGAGGCCUAGGAGCCAAGACAAAAAAAAUAAAUUUGUGUUAGUGCAAGACUGAUCUUUGUGCCUUCAUGCUAGGGCAGGUAUGCACCUUUCUCUUGAAAAAUAAUGUGUCCUAGUUCAGAAGAGCUAGUCAAACUCUGUAAGGCUUUUCUGCUAGAAUUCUAAUUUGGUGUCAUUGUGCUACAAAAAUCAACAUCAGCCUUUUAUUUUCCAGUAUUGAAUUGCCUAUGUCCACACAAAGGACUGCCCGCACUUAAGACAGAUGUCAGUGUUAUUCCAAGCAGGUAUCCAGCCACAGACUAAAAAUCAAUUACCUUGUGAGGGCAACCUUUGACUAGUGGUCAAGCACACCUGAGCUAGAGCCCUUGCUCAAGCCUCUGCCUUCUGUCUAGAGAUGUAUUGUCUCAUCUGUUACAAUCAUUUCAGCAGCACAAAAAGGCAGCCCAGUUUCAGACUCCAAAAUCUGGAAUAAAGUCCAAACCUUAUGUCAUAACUCUACUGUAACUUUGUUAAGUUAAUCUUUGCUUGUCUUUUUUCCAACAUCUGCAAUCCCUUUAGUUCAGUUUUUCAGUGAAAUUCCCCUAAAAAGUCACUCUGCAAAGUACUCAUGUAUAGAAAAAGGCAGGGAGUAAUUUCUUUAAUAAUGAGGGGGGAAAAAGUAAAUUUUUCAUCCUUUUUUGUUAGUGCAUGACACACUGUCUCACUGAGGAAUACUUCACAUACAUCAGAAAUUUAAACUACCGAUUGAGCAUGGAACUAUAUGGUAUUGUAACAGCCAGAACAUUACUGUUUCCAUUUCCUAUGCUGAAUUGUAGACAAAUGACAAGUGCUUUCUACAUACUAGUAGUAAUAUUGUACAUAAGAUGGUGGUGCCAAGGCUGGAUAAUGUGUAAGCUGUAUUACCAUUAGGGAUACUAGACUCAUUUCCACGCUAACACCAUGGCAAAACGGAUGGUUCCAUGAGCUCCUAUGACCUGGGAGACUUCAGUUGAGUACUUUGUCCAUGACUGUGGAAUUAAGUUUCCUUAGUCUUACUUUUUAAAUUUUUCAGCUUUAACGUGUAUGAAGCACAGGUUUCACAGGAACAAAAGGAAGAAGUUAUGAUGGAAUUUGUCUGUUAAUGUGCUAGCUUAACACCCUUUCUUCCUCCUCCCCUCCCCAUAUAAUCUUGAUACUUCCUGUACAGAAAGAGGAUUUAAUUAAUGUAAUUAACAAAUAUUUCAGAAACUAGUUCCUGCUUAAAUUUUCAGAACACACCCAUUUGAAUUUGCUGGACUCCCGUGUGGUAUAAUUUUUCCCUCUCUCUGUCAGAAUAAAUUGAGUGGUAGAAGCCACUGCUUUAAGAGAUGUGGUUUAGAGAAAUGGAAUCAAUCUUUCUGAAAAAUAAAGACCUUGUCCUAAUAAGAGGAAGAAGCAUAUUGAAGAAUGAUUUCUAAGUGAUGAUUAAUAUGCUUAAAAGUAUGCCUGUGUGUCACCCUCAUGAGAAAGAUUUUAAAGGUAAUACAAGGCUUGUCGGAUGAAGCCUAGGUAGACAGCUGGCAAACUCAGUUCAAGAGGAUUUCAAACUUGAUCUUAGUAGCUAAGAGGCAGUUAAAUAUUGUUUGUAAGGGAGAACGUUAAAAGUCAGGCACGGCAGAGUGUUACAACUGAGGUUUAUCAGAGACCUGCUGGAAGCAAAUUAGAUGUACAAGCCCUUUCUAUACUGGGAAAACUAGACCAAGGUCAGUCUCCCACGCGUGUGCUGUACAAAUGUUUUCAGAAUUAAGUUGUAACUGGGUUAUGGGUUUGUAUGCUAAUGGUCGUCUGAAUUCUGUCAGAGUGCAAAGACACUUUCCGCUUUCAUCC